This is a messenger RNA of Phytophthora sojae, 3186 nucleotides long. Its product is annotated as MDR type half transporter. Bases 1 to 3186 code for a protein of 1061 amino acids. The record is from RefSeq and is a predicted model, not a curated record. Gene Ontology annotation, biological process: transmembrane transport. The transcript has 8 exons. Gene Ontology annotation, cellular component: membrane. Gene Ontology annotation, molecular function: ATP binding; ATP hydrolysis activity; ABC-type transporter activity. NCBI's taxonomy places the organism in Eukaryota, Oomycota, Peronosporomycetes, Peronosporales, Peronosporaceae.
AUGACGACACAGUCGUCCGCGAAGGAGGCCACGCCCCUGCUGGGCAACGUGAGCGAGCACCUGGACGCCAAGGAGAAGAAGAAAGCGUACUCGCGCUGGCGGGACGACGAUGCCGAUGAUGACGACGGCAGCAGCAGCGGCGACCCGCUGUCCCCCAAGCGCCGGCGCAAGUCCGCGCAGCGCCAGAUGCUGUGUCUGCAGUUCAGUCUCCUGCUGCUGCUCGCCUGGGACCUGGCCAGCCUCCUCCUGGUCUGCAGCUUCAGCCUCGGGGGCUCGGCCUUCACGCGGCUGCGCUGGCUGCUGGACGUGCAUCAGACUCAGUGGCGCUUCUGGGGGCUGCCCGUGUGGGCCACAGUGACCAAGAGCGUACUGUUCCUGCUGGCUACGCGCUGGCCCGACGCGCGCGUCGUCACGUGGGUCGUGAACCUCUUCUGCCUCGCGUUCCUCAGUGUGUUGGCGGUGGACGCGUUUAAGCUGGACGCGAUCUCCCGCCUCGACGAGGAGAAGCAGGCUCUGGUGGACGCCAACGUGGCCAACUCCCUGCCGCUGAUCUUUACGGUGCUCGAGGUGGUCAACUUGAGCUUCCUGCUUGACUCGAUCAGGACCUCGCCGCCGGCGGAGAGUGAGACGCUGCCUCAAGUUGCGGCGGACAAGCCCACGGAAGCGCCCAAGCCGCGCGGUAUUUCCUUUGUGAAGCUCGUGUACAUCUUGAAGCCGUACUUCUGGCCCCAUGGGUUCGCCAACAAGCUGCGGGCUGCGAGUACGUACCUGGUGCUGAUUCUGAGCAAGCUGGCGAAUCUGGCGGCGCCGUUGUUCAUGGCGUCGGCUACCAAUUCGCUGGUGGCGAAAGAUAUUGGUGGCGCUAUCCGUGAUAUUGCCAUCUUCAGCGGCCUCACGCUAAUCUCCAAGCUGUUCAAGGAGAUGCAGUCGCUCAUUUACCUCAAGGUGAAGCAGACGGCGUACAUUGAGCUGGCGACGCUGACGUACGAGCACGUCCAGUCGCUGUCGUACGACUGGCACGUGCAGAAGAAGCUCGGCGACGUGCUGCGCUCGAUGGAUCGUGGUGUGGAGUCGGCGAACAGCGUCGUGUCAUACGUGUUCCUCUACCUGAUUCCUACCUUGGCCGAGUCAGUGGUGGUGAUUGUCAUCUUUGCGAUGCACUUUGAGCUCGCGGGGCUGAGUUUUGUCGCGUUCUCCAGUCUGGUAGUGUACGCUUACCUGACUAUCAAGAUCACGCUUUGGCGCAAGAAGUACCGCGAGGCCUCGAUGCGUCAUGACAACGAGUACCAUGACAAGGCUACGGACGCGCUGUUGAACUACGAGACCAUCAAGUACUUCGGCAACGAGCGCCACGAGAUUGACGAGUACUCCAAGGUGAUCGAGAAGUACCAGCGAUACUCUGUGUCCGUGCAGGCUUCGCUCAGCGUAUUGAACGGCUCGCAGUCGAUUAUUAUCCAGGCUACCGUCUUGGCAGCGCUGGCUCUGGCAGCGCCCCAUGUGGUCGAUGAGAACAGCGGACGCAGAAUCGACAUUGGUGCUUUCGUCGCCAUCUCCGUGUACCUCACGAACCUCUUUGCACCGCUCUUUUUCCUUGGUGGUAUCUACAACAUGGUGAUUAACUCGGUCGUCGACAUGAAGAAGCUGAGCGAACUGCUCUCGGUGGAGCCUGACAUCGUCGAUUCACCUGACGCGGUGCAGCUUGGUGUGUGCAAGUACGAUUCCGAGAACGGCAUUGAUGUGGUAUUCCGCCACGUGUCUUUCCAUUAUCCGUCGCAGCCAGCCACCACCGGCGUGAAAGACCUGAACUUUACCAUCCCGCGUGGCACGACCACUGCGCUUGUGGGCGAGACUGGCGCAGGCAAGACCACCAUUUCGCGACUGCUCUUUCGCUUCUACGAAUGCAACGCGGGUAAGAUUUUGGUGAACCACCACAACAUCGCCGCAGUGACUCAGCAGUCGCUGCGCCAGGCCAUCGGCAUUGUGCCUCAAGAUACGGUACUCUUCAACGACACCAUUCUUCGAAACAUCAAGUACGGCAACUUAAACGCUACGUUCGACCAGGUCGUCGAAGCAGCUAAGGCUGCUCGCAUCUACGACUUCAUCAUGAAGCUCCCUGACCAGUGGAACACAAAGGUUGGCGAGCGUGGGCUCAAGUUGUCGGGUGGCGAGAAGCAGCGGGUUGCUAUUGCACGCACUUUGCUGAAGGACCCACCUUUCGUCAUUUUGGAUGAAGCUACGUCGGCGCUUGACACAGUGACGGAGCAGGAGAUUCAGGCUGCUCUCAACCGUCUCAAGGCUAAUCGCACGAUGCUGGUCAUCGCUCAUCGUUUAUCCACGAUUCGCAACGCACACCAGAUCAUUGUCAUGCAACACGGUGAGAUUGCCGAACGUGGCACGCACGAUGAACUGGUAGCGCAACCGAACAGUAUCUAUGCCGGAAUGUGGGAUGCUCAGCGCAAGCACGAAGGUGAAUCAACAACUAGCGACCGGGAGGAAGCUGCUGACGCCGACCAGACCCGUGUGCGCGAAGUCGAGCGGUGGUUUGCUUUGGUGUCGACGCAGAAUGGCCCCGGCAUCGACUACGGCAAGGGCAAGACUUGGGUGUCGCUGGCCACGAUCGCUGCUGAGCUCAAGAAGUCCAACCCCAAGAAAUACCCCAACAAGAAGGUCGUGUUGGUGAAGCGCGUGCCGGACGACCAGUUCGCUGCUGAACAGCUGAAGUCUUUGCCCUACCCUCCUCAAGACAACAGCAGACCAGGCGAGCCAUUUGCUUGGAUCUGCGACGGGGGUGGCGUGUACGUCAUCGUCGUCUACGCGAUGGUGCAAUACAACGGAGAACCCCGCUACUACCUAAUCGUGGAGUUUGGCAGCCCCGAAGACGAUCUACAGGGCAAGAACGACCAGCAGGAGAUCGAGCUGCUGCGGCUUGCUCCCGUGCAGAUACUUCUCGCGGGCCGCGACCAGCUCCAGCAACUCGCUGGAGGCGAGGACUCCUCACCUCCUGAGGAGGGCGUCACAGCUGGACUGAUGGGCUUACCGCCAGGGGCAAAAACUCAAGUACGCCCAGGCAUUGUGGAGGAGGUCCAGGCUUCGACGAAGCGUCGAGGUGAAGAGCUUGCCGCCCAGCCAGCGAAGAAGCCAGCGGAUGUCACGUUGAUCGCGAAUCUGGCCACGGAGACGCGCUAA